CCGCCGAGAACCCUACAAUCAAAUCGCAUUAAUAAGUCUCAAACCUACAUAGUUACAAGUAACGCAAGUAUAACAGAUGCGCUACUCAGAGAAACUUUUUAUUCCUGCAGGUCAAUGAGAAUCAAAGAAAAACCUACGAGAAUCAACGAGGCCGGUGCAGAGCGCGCACCGCCUGUCAGUAUGGCCGUGUCGGCGCAAAUAUGACUAUUUACCUACUGAUCAUCAACUAAUUACUCUGUGAUAAGAAAUUGAUGUUAAACAGUCCCUUUUAUUGUAAUUUCAAUACUUUAAAACCUAGUUACGUCGGGCACCUCUGCUGACGCAUGUCUGCAAAGGCAGAUCUUCGGCGAACUCAACUGCUGAAUUGUGGAAUUCGCAGACGACGGCAUCCGCUGGACCGGUGGUCCGAUGCCCUUCCCGUUAGAUUAAGAUUAGUAAUAAGUUAGUCUUAAGUCAGAUUUGGUACGGAAUAAACGUUCAUAAAAUAUAAUUUCUAUUUUUUAAAACGUACUCCGCGUGGCCCGCAACUUGACUGGCGCAGCCGGUAGGAUUUCCGCGAUCGCGAACUCAAUCUUGAAGUAAUCGCGACGUACGUUUUUACGCGUUUAACGGAAAUUCGAACAAAAUAAAUUCGUCAAGACACCACGACCACAACAGCUCCGGAAGUCACCACCAUCUGCUUGAGAUUCACCCCGAGGAUAUGGACAGUCUGCACCUCCGCGUCCUCCUGAUGACGAUCAUGACGACGCAAGUCCACGCCCUUCAACUUCAGGUAUUAAAUAACAAUCCCGGAGUUUUACCCGUCAGGGAAGGCACUGCUGUUUUGAGCAAAGACAAGUGGAUAAUAGCAAGAGUAUUGGACUUUAAACCUAUUAGAGAAGACUUAGAUAUUAAUAUUCAAUGUUUCAGGGAACUAAAUAGUUUAGUUAGUGUUAAGUUUAUUAAGAACUUUACUUAUAAUUUUAUAGAUGUAAGAGAACAAGUAGACUAUAUGCAAAAUUUAACAGUAAGCAAAUUCGAACAAAUCACUCCUACCUUUAAAAUUAAACGCGGACUGAUUAACCCAAUUGGAUCAUUAAUUAAAAUCAUUACAGGAAAUCUGGAUCACGAUGAUGCCAUAAAAUACGAUAAAUUAAUUAGUGAAGUAAAAUCAGAUCAAGACGCUAAUGAUAAAAAAAUAACGUUAAUCUCUGAAAUGGUGCAAAUUCUAUCUAAUUCAACCAUUACCUUAAAUAGAAACCUCAUUCGAUUGAAUAGAGAAAUUGCAACAUUGUGGCAAAAUUAUACUGAAAAUUUACGAAUUGAACACUUUGAAGUUCAAAUCAUAUCCGCAUACAAUAAAAUAUACCAUAACCUUCAGACGAUUCACGUUAAACUAAGUGAAAUAGAAACUAGUUUUGCACUUAGUAGAUUAGGAAUAUUACAUCAAUCCAUUAUUGAUUCAAACAAAUUAUUAAGUUUACUUGAAAAUAUUCAUAAGAAAGAUAAAUUAGUUUAUACCCCUAUUUUAGAAAAUUUAGUUAAGAUAGAGCAAACGAUAACACUUAAGGCUUAUUUUAAGAAGAGCCAAAUUACCUACGUUUUGGAAAUACCUUUGAUCGAAAAGGAAAGCUAUAUCUAUUAUAAGCUAAUACCAUUGCCCGUAUCUAAAAAUCCCACAGUAAUUAUCCUUCCAAAAUAUCCCUACCUCUUAGCGAAAGGGUUGAAGAUCAGACUGCUUGCCCAGCCAUGCCAGGAAAUCGACGAGGCCAGCUUCAUCUGCAUUAACGAUGAGAUGCUACAAUUCAUACAAGACCCCUGCAUAACUGAUCUAAUGAUGUACGUAGAAAACGUGAAAUCAUGCAUUCAAAUUCCAGUAAUUAUAGAAGACAUCAAAAUUCAGAUUCUACAACAAAACCAAUGGAUUUUAUACGCUGGAGAUGAGACAUUACUCACCAAAACCUGUCCUGAAGAAAUAUCCCGACAGAAAAUCCAAGGCACCUAUAUACUCACCCUUGAUGACCCCUGUGAAAUUAAGAUCCGAAAUAUAACUCUGAAAAUGCGCCAAACCAAUGUGGAAAAUGUAGAAUAUACAAAAUCACCGAUGCUCAAUUUACCCCUACUUGAUUCAACGAGUAAAAUAAAAACUGCAGAACCAGUGCACCUGGAAGACGUCGAUCUUACAGACUUGAAGAUCCUCUCAUUCGCCCUGAAGAAAAGUGUUAGUGGUUGUGAAAACAGUGAAAAGGCAAUUAUCCGUGUGAAAAGUGUUAGCGUUUGGACUCUUUGCAUCUAUGUAAUUUUAAUAACUUUCAUGUUAUGUGCCUUAGUAUAUAAGUUCCGUAUGAAAUUUUGUAAGAUUUCAGUACGUAGUUCUCCUGAAACAGAGAACUCCGUUCUUAAGGAGGGAGGAGUUACGUCGGGCACCUCUGCUGACGCAUGUCUGCAAAGGCAGAUCUUCGGCGAACUCAACUGCUGAAUUGUGGAAUUCGCAGACGACGGCAUCCGCUGGACCGGUGGUCCGAUGCCCUUCCCGUUAGAUUAAGAUUAGUAAUAAGUUAGUCUUAAGUCAGAUUUGGUACGGAAUAAACGUUCAUAAAAUAUAA
Molecule: messenger RNA, 2585 nt
Organism: Bombyx mori (domestic silkworm)
Lineage: Eukaryota; Metazoa; Arthropoda; Insecta; Lepidoptera; Bombycidae
Exons: 2
Coding region: 701-2458 (585 amino acids)
Source: RefSeq, a predicted model, not a curated record